Messenger RNA from Hemicordylus capensis (graceful crag lizard), 1123 nucleotides. RefSeq names its product C-type lectin domain family 17, member A-like. Lineage: Eukaryota; Metazoa; Chordata; Lepidosauria; Squamata; Cordylidae. The record is from RefSeq and is a predicted model, not a curated record. The transcript is spliced from 9 exons. Bases 53 to 1123 code for a protein of 356 amino acids.
UUGAAAGGGUGGCACACGUCCUUCCAUAUUAAAAUCCACACAGCCAAGAGGCAUGGCUAGAGAAGGGCAAUACGGAAACUGGAUGCCACUUCCCCAGCUGCCAGAUCCCAAGCCAGCACUACAGCAGGUUAAAGGAAUCUACAUGUUUGCAGAGCCAGCCCCACCCCUUCCUCCCAAAUCAGGUUCGGCCAGUAGUUUUGAUGAUGAGGAUGAGGAGGAUCGUAAUGAUUAUGAGGAUGGUAUUGAUUAUGAUAAUGAUUAUGAUGAUGCGGGUUUUGUGACUUCCGUGGCUCCUGAAACUGAAAGCAUGCCCUCGGGUGUGAAAGAAAUACAAGACAUGGAAGAGCAGAAAGAUGCAGGAACCACCAACAUUACUACUCCUUUUAUCAACAAGUCUGCAGAAAGGAAAGACAGUAGAAGACUGCUAAUAGUCAUUCUUUAUGUCCUGGUCACCAUGUCCUUUGCAAUGUGGACUGGUCUCCUCUCCUUGAUCCUGGUGAAGUAUUCAGCACUAUCAGAGGAGCUAAAGGCCCUAAACUUGAGCCACUUGGAGAUGCUAAGGACUGUAAAGGAGGAUCUGGGUUUUAUACAAACAACACAACAUAUCCUUGAAAGAUCUAUAAAGCAAAACUUCAAUGAACUUCAGGACAUCACCGCAUCCACCUGCAGCAGCAAAAACAUCACAUUCUUCCAUUCCUGUCCCACCAGCUGGAAGAGCCAAGGGGGGAACUGCUAUUACUUCUCAACAGAGAGGAAGGACAGGAACAAUGCUUGGUUGGACUGCAUUAGCGAGAGGGCUCAUUUGGUUAGCAUUUGUUCUGAUGACGAGCAGGGUUUUCUGAAAAAUAGCAUCAGUGAUACAUACUGGCUGGGUAUGACCGACAGUGAGGUAGAAGGAAAGUGGAUGUGGCAAGAUAUGGAUCUACAUGUAUCUACGAGUUAUUGGGAUUUUACGAAAGGCGAGCCAAAGGAAGGUAAAGAGAAGAACUGUGGUAUCAUGAACCCCGGUGGGACAUGGGCUUCUGCACAGUGUACCCUUCAAUAUAGAUGGAUUUGUAAAAAGAAGCUGAUUUGCCCAGAUGCCAGUGUUCAAUCUAAGCCUUUUCAUCAGUGCACAGAAUAA